Asparagus officinalis (garden asparagus) is the source of this 2528-nucleotide messenger RNA. Its product is annotated as pentatricopeptide repeat-containing protein At4g21065-like. Gene Ontology annotation, biological process: RNA modification. The transcript is spliced from 5 exons. Bases 27 to 1301 code for a protein of 424 amino acids. The record is from RefSeq and is a predicted model, not a curated record. Lineage: Eukaryota; Viridiplantae; Streptophyta; Magnoliopsida; Asparagales; Asparagaceae. Gene Ontology annotation, molecular function: RNA binding; protein binding.
AGCAAAAUUUUUUAAACAGCACCUCGAUGGAGCUCCCGCCAUUUCUUUCCCGCCACCUCCCAUCCUUGUUCCAACGGUCGACAGGCCUCUCCCACUUCCUCCAACUCCACGCUCUCCUCCUCAAGACCUCCCCCUCUGUCUUCUUCUACAACUCCCUCGUCAGAGUCUACACCGAAACCCAGAACUCCCCUCAAGCCUUCGACCUCUUAUCGGAUCUUCGCCAUGCCGGCUUAAGACCCGACAACUUCACAUACCCAUUUGUCCUCAAGGCCUGUGCCUCUUCUUCAAUGUUGGGAGAAGGGAGGACGGUUCAUGGGUUAGUGCUGAAAUCUGGGUUCGUGUCGGAUUCUUAUGUGGGGAAUACCCUUUUGCAUGUGUAUGGUUCUUGCCGGGUUAUCGGGUGUGCCCGCAAGGUGUUUGAUGAAAUGGGGGGCAGAAAUGUGGUUUCUUGGAGCUCUAUGAUUGAUGGAUACGUUUCUUGUGAUCAUCCUCUUGAUGCGCUUAUGAUGUUCAGGCAAAUGAGACUGAACAAUGUCCAACCUAACUCAGUAACCCUCAUAAGCUUACUCUCAGCUAGCAGCAAGCUUAAUAGUCUCAAAAUUGGUCAAUCUAUUCACGCCUACAUACUACUAGGCAGUAUGAAACUGGAUGUUCCCUUAGGAACUGCUCUCAUUGGCAUGUACACUAAAUGUGGCCAUUUAGAGGAAGCCCUCCAAAUCUUUACCUCCAUGGAAGAGAAAAACCUACAAUCAUGGACAGUCAUGAUAUCUGGAUUCGCUGAUAAUGGUUGUGGAAAAGAAGCCAUUGGUCUCUUCCAUGAGCUUGAAGAAAGAGGUCUGAAGCCUGACAGUGUAUUAUUCUCCACUGUUAUAAGUGCUUGCAGCCACUCAGGCUUAGUUGAACAAGGCUUAAACCUUUUCAAAAGAAUGGUUAGUGUAUAUAAAAUCAGGCCAACAAUGGAGCAUUAUGGUUGCUUGGUGGAUUUGUUGGGAAGAGCAGGGUUAAUAGAAGAAGCUUACAAGUUCAUUAAGGAAAUGCCUGUCAAGCCAAAUGCAGUUAUAUUGAGGUCACUAUUGGGAUGUUGCAGGAAAAUUGGAGAAUUCUGUGAUAUAAAGGGUGAAUUGAUGGAGUCGUUGAUUAAAGAAGAACCUGAUCUUGAUGCAAACUAUGUUCUUGCUGCUAAUUUUGCUGCAUUUUCUGGUAAAUGGAAAGAUGUGGUGGAUAUUAGAAGAAGCACUGCUGAAAGGGGAUUGAAAAAGGUCCUGGGAUGUAGUAAGGUUGAUUUUGGGGGCGGAAUGUAAAAACAUUUUGGCUUAUGAUUUACUUGGAUACGGAGAUCACAGAUAUUAUAGGCAAUGAAUUAUGAUCAGACAGAUACAAUUCGUAACAGGUUUACUGAUGGAAGAAAGCUAUGUUCAUCAAGCAUACAAAAUCAAUACACACAAACGACUGAGCAAGCGAUCAUUCUCUUGAAGCUCUAGUGAUCUCUGACAAAUGAGAUGGGAUAAUGUCCUACCAUGGUGACCUUAAUAAGCUUACUAUCAUUUAUUGAUAGUUAUCAUCUCUGGAUUCUCUGAUAAUGGCCGUGGAAAAAGAAAGCCAUUGCGCUCUUCUGUAAGCUUGAAGAAAAAGGACCAAAGCCUGAGAAUCUACUAUUUUCCACUGUUUGCAGUUACUCAGGUUUAGUAAAAGAAGGCUUAACCCUUUUCAAAAGGAUGUUUAAUGUGCAUAAAAUCAAGCCAACAAUGGGGCAUUAUGGAGCUUGUUGCUAGUUUUGUUGUAUUACCUGGUAACUAGAAAGAUGCGGUGAAGAUUACAAGAAAUACAGCGGAGAGGGGAUUGAAGAAGGUCCCGGGAUAUAGCAAGGUGGAUGCUGGGGUUGGAGGAAUAGGAAGAAGAAUAUGAAAAUGUUUGAGCUUAGACCUGACUUGGAUGUUGAGAGCAGAGAUACUACAAGCAAGUAAUUUAGAUCAGAAAGAUUUUGUUUGUUUCAGGUUUAUAGUAAUACUGAGGGCAGCCUCAAAGUACUGAGUGAAGAUGAUUUGAGCAUCACAGAUCAGGCUGAGGACCGCUUUCUCAUGUGUUCGUGCACAUUAUUUGUACAACAGUCUAUUUACAUACUUUGUUGAGUGAAGAAGAAGCCAAAUCUUUUUCCUCGUAUCUUAACAAAAGCAACCAAAGGUAGCGGGAGUGUAAUAUUCAUUGGAGAUCAAGGGAGUAGAACAACACGCAAAAUCUCUCAUACAUCAUACUUUGUCGCCAUAUUGAAAGCAACUUCAUGUAGUUCGAUAAGAUUAAAUUUUGAUCGUGAUUAGAAGGUUCUUUCUACAAUACCUUUUGAUCUUCUCUAUUGCCUUCGACGGAGAAAUUCCAAAACUCUUUCUCUUCAAUCUAAAGCAAAUGGUACAGGUCCUUCAAUCUAAGACCGAUAUUACCUAAACCAAGGUAAAGAAAAGUUGUUGUUCUUUGUGUCCGUUUACAAUCUAAUUUAUCUUGAUGUUAUCAAAAGAUUUUACGCCAUUUUUACU